Linum trigynum is the source of this 3265-nucleotide messenger RNA. NCBI's taxonomy places the organism in Eukaryota, Viridiplantae, Streptophyta, Magnoliopsida, Malpighiales, Linaceae. The record is from the annotation of a GenBank genome assembly.
ACUGAAAGAUCGAAUGACCUGAUUGAGCUUAAGGAAUUCUUACUCAAUCAAUCACUGAUGUUGGCAUUUUUCACUUUACCACCCGCAAGAAUGUUUGCAAAUAAUCAUAUGAUUCUUCCCAAUUUCCAUGCAACUUAUCCAAUGCUCUUUGUUUCCCAUACCAAGCCUUCUUAUAAGUAACUUGCAUAUUAAAUUUAUCUUUCAUCUCGGCUUGCACAGUUAGAACACUUAGAUUUGGUUGGACACGUACCAAAUGUUUCAUGGGCUCAGAUAUAAUGUCGACAUCAAGAUGACAUGAUCUGUCGGUUGAGUCAUACUGCUACAAGAAUGCACAAACUUGGCCUUUCUCACAGUCCAUUCGCUUACAACGUCUCGACAUCCAAACCGCACCAUCCAAGGACAAUUGUCAUCCUUAUGCUUCAAGCAUCUAACCUUCCAGAUCGAAGGUGAUGACUCCACCACGCCAUACUGAAAGUUGUGUUGUAGUGCGUGGUGUUUAAUCGCCACCUGUGCAGCUUGUUUCGAGUGAAAUAUCUGGCCCUUGUAGAAUUCUCCUUCAAAACCAGUAACAAUAGGCAUUGGAAUUAUCCCAUAUGAAUCAACAUGUGAUAAUUCAUCAUCCUCUUCAUUAACCUGCAAAUAAAAAUAUGGAGGAAGGUUAGCCUGUUAUUCUUCCCCAUGUUCCUCCUCCUCCUCCUCGUCGUCAUAAUCAUGAUCAUAUGACACACUCCAUGUAUCAUCUUCACCCUUAUCAGCCUGGCUAAUCUCAACAUGUACCUCAGCACCCAAACAAUAAGGGUUUUGUGUCAUCAAAUCGAAAAGCACAUUCAAACCAUCAUCAUCCACGAAAAUACAAUAUAUGUGUCAAUUAAUUGAAAACCACCAUAUUGGUGGUAAAUAAAAAAAAUAACAAUAUUUUGGGAUAAUCCCUACAAUCGAUCUUACCUAGUAUCGCAAAUUUCGAGUUUGUUUACAAAAAGCAAAUCGAAUUAUAUUAGUGUUUGACAUUGAUUUAUUUUGUGCAAUACUAUUUGACAGUAGUUCAUCGGUUAAUACAACAAUAUCUCAUACAUUCGAACAUAUAUGAUUAUGAACCCAAAUCCUUUAGCAUGAAGUAUUUCUUUUUCAAGUGAAAUUCCCUAUUAAUUCUGAUUAAUAGAAUAAUGUUUUUUUUCCCUUCAAAGCGCACUCGUUUUUUAUGUGGCUUCAUCGGAUAUGCGACUAAUGACGUAAAGACCGAAUACAAUAGCAAAAGCCAAAACUAAUACAACUUCCAAUGAGGAAAAAAGAAUGAGAAUUUUCCUCACAGGACAAUGAGCCACCAUAUUCUCAUCCCAACCGGAUAUAACAAACACUAUACCAAGAAAGAAGAAGCAAAUAGUUGUAGGGAUAACAUUCAAAAGCUGAGUCUCUUAUCGGAAUUUCCGACCUGGUGAGCGGGAAAAGAACAUGUUCAAAAGACUUUCCUCUUUCAUUGAAACAAGAGGACAAGACACACUAACUCCUUGAUCGUCACACCCUAAUUUUUAAGUGUCCCCCGCACGAGUGACCGAAACAUUGAUAGAUCAAUCUAACCUUAUAAAAAAGUAUUGUUUUUAGUACAAAGUACUCAAAAUGAAGAUACUUGUGUACACUAGGCAUUCUAUGUCCUACCUUGAUUAUACCAACGCCCUCCAUCUGUCGCCACACCAUAUGUCGCUACACCAAUGAUUUAACGAGUUAUUAAAUAUUUUUUUAUCCAUAAAAAGAAAAGAAGAGAACUAGAGAAGGUUAAAGACAAUUUUUUUUUUGUCAAAAGAUAUCAUAUAUUGAUCAAUAAACAGAUAGUUACAUCCUGGAAACCAGCCAAGCCCGGAAAUCAAAGGAGCGACACAUAGUCGGAUACAAAGAGAGUGCUUUUCUAGCUACCGAAUGAGCUACCAUAUUGUUCUCUCGACCUACAAAUCGCACACUAAAUCCAGGCUGGACGCGAAAAUAAUAACCUAUCUCCUCCAGUAUAGCACCCAACCUGUUGUCCCUUGUUUCGGCUUGAUUAAUAGGUUAAAGACCAUUAACAACCCCCAAAUAACUCAUUUUGUAAACUAAUAAAAUGGCAAUUGGCAAAUGACUCCACCUAAAUCCUAAUUACGACACUCAGUCAAUUUGCGAAUUUAUAAGUGACUAAGCUCAGUAUCCAGCCAAGCCAAGAAGCGCGAUACAAAAAUAGAAAAAUUGAAACGGGACAGGCCGCAGAAGAAAGGAAAGGGAGAAAACUGGGCGAGGAAGAUGGAAGAUUUCGAGCGGAAGGUGUCACUGGCUGAUGAUUCAAUGGAAACGGAUGGUGUGACUAAGAGCUCCAAUUCCUCGCAAACCCUACUCUUGCUCCGCAGGUUCCUUCAAAUCCAGCAACGUAGAGCCCAAGCUUAUGCCACCCUCAAACGAGGUUUUACUGAAUAUCUGGCUUCGGGAGGGGAGCUGGCUUACCAAAAGCUUUGCACUGAGAUCACAACAGAGUUCAACGACUGCUCAAAACAAGUCCGUGAAAUCGAGGCCCUAUUUCUAGACCCUGAUUGCAGCCGGUCCGAUCUAGCACAAUUGCUCAGAGCUGUUCAAACUCAGGAGAAGCUGAAAUUGCAACUGACUGCAACGAUUCAGUUGUUGAAGAAAGCUGGGCGGCCAUCCGAGCGACUGGUGAGUCAUGCAAAUUGCAGUUUUCCGAAGCCCAUGGAACACCAGUGCGUGCACGUGCAUGAAAUAACAGAGAGUGACGGGACUGAAGAAGCAGAAGCAAAUGCUGAGUACGACAAUGCCCUCAAUGAAGCCAUUCGAGGUGUGCAGGACGCAGUGACUUCCAUUAAUGAACAUAUUGAAGAAGUGAAGUAUGAGAUUGCAGCGAUUGAAGUUGAAUGACAUUGCAUAUAUCAGAGACAACAUAGUAUGCUAGAACAAGAGUUCCCUCCUUGAUAUAGACAUGUAUCGAUUAUGAAUUACAUGCUCGAUGCGGAGAACUUUUGUAAAUAAGUUCUAUUUCAGCGUAACUAGGCAAUGUGAUUGGUUGAUGUUGUACCAAAAUUUGUUCGAUCCUUCCAAAAACCAUAAAAUAGUACGAUUACAGCAAACAGAUAUAGCAAUGCAGCCUUCAACUGCUACCCAUCAUCCCAUCAAAGUUAGAGAAGUGGUGCAUGACUGUUUCAAACAAAUUAAAAAGAGUUUACAGGAGCAGAAACAUGCCACACUAUCUCUAUAAAACUUGGUUGGCAUUGGACAAUACACAUGUUGAUUCUUC